AUGUCUGACGGUGACGAGACGCUGGAAGAAAAACUACACAAGUUCCGCAUGUGGAAGGAAGCCGCUUCGGAGGACAGUCCUUCAUUUAGUCAAAGUUUCGCGACUCAUACCGACGAUGCUAAUCGCCAGGAAGCCCGACCCAGCAGCUCUCAAGGGCGUCCGCCAGCUCAUCUGAAGGGCCGCGAGAUUGGCAUGUACUAUCGUAAUAUGGCGCGACGAGGGAAACAAUCGUCACACGAUGCUUCGGAUGGUAGCGAUCGCGGUCAUUGGCGCGAUCGACAUAAAGGAUUACAGCGCGAGAAAACGCAGGAAAAGGCCCGUUAUGAAGCAAACGCUUCCGCCGAAUCGGGACGUUUCCGACGAUUUCAGGAUCAGCGAGACACUGCACUGGAAGAAGAGGCCGAAGCCCCACCGCCAGGGCUGCGUGGCCGGGAUCUUGGCCUUUUCUACCGUGAUCGGCAAACGGCAAAGAAAAAGCGGCAGGAAAAGCGGAAUGCGGUCGACAUAACGAUUCCCGCGUUUCAAAUAAACCAAAUCCGGACUCAUCUGAACCUGCACGCUGGACCCGAUCAGGAGGGUAACAUUUUUCGGGAUUUUGCAGAAAACGAAAACAUUCGCUCCGUGUUCCGCAAUGAAUAUUUGCGCGUCAUCACUAAAACGCUCGAUGAAGUUUUGCAGGAAGAAAGCGAAAAGCUGCUCCUGAGCAACGAUUCGGAUUCACCCGGCUUGGACGAAGAACUCUAUGAAGAGUUUCUGCGUAGCGUACAUUCAACGUAUCGUUUGAGUGAAUUUCGACGGAAGUUACCAGCAUACACGUCACGCGAUCAGGUUCUGGAGAUGGUCGAGCGGCAUCAGGUUAUUCUGGUGAAAGGGGAAACCGGAAGUGGUAAAACCACGCAAAUCCCUCAGUACAUUCUCGAGCAAGCCUCGUCCUUGCGUAAAGGCAGUCGUUGCCGUAUUCUGUGCACUCAACCACGUCGUAUUUCAGCAAUAACCUUAGCCAGACGCGUCGCGGAAGAACGGAGCGAACGGUUAGGCCGCUCGGUAGGUUACCAAAUACGGCUCGAAGCGGAAAGACCACGGGCGAAUGGAGGAAGUAUUAUGUUUUGCACGACUGGCAUCGUUCUGUCGAUCAUGCAGUCUGAUCCUCUGCUGCGAGAAUAUUCUCACCUCGUGCUCGACGAAAUCCAUGAGCGCGAUGUAAUCACAGAUCUAUUGUUGGCCAUUAUUCGAAUGGUUCUUCCGUACCGUAAAGACUUGCGGGUGAUUUUGAUGAGCGCCACAUUGACGGCUGAAACGUUUUCGUCGUACUUUAACCGCUGUCCGAUGGUGGAAAUUCAAGGCAUCACAUAUCCUGUCCGCGAGUACUACCUAGAAGAUGUGCUGACGGAGCUAAAGUUUUACUCCUUCGAAGAUAAAACCAGUCGAAAUCCGCGGGACCGAAAAGGAAAUAGUGCAAACGCAGCACAGCAGGACGAAUUCUACGAUAUGAUCGAGGCUUAUACCAGUGAAAUCCGAAAUAAGUAUUCGGCUUCGGUUAUCCGAGCGUUGUGUAAUCGUGGAAGUGAAAACCACCAAAAUGAGCUGAUCGUGGAGCUGCUGUACUACAUCACUACUGCGCAGCCUGCCGGUGCGAUCUUGGUGUUUCUACCGAGUGUGAUGCAGAUAUCGGACAUCUACAGGAUGAUCCAAGAACACCCGCAGCUAUCCAGGGCACAGCUAGUCGUGUAUCCGCUUCAUUCGAAGAUACCAACCGCAGAACAAACGGCCGUAUUUGAUCGACCACCGGCCGACACCCGAAAGAUUAUCCUUUCAACAAACAUCGCCGAAACGUCGAUCACAAUUGACGAUGUUGUGUACGUCAUUAAUGCCGGGCGCCACAAGCUCAACAUGUACGAAAACGGGAUAUCGGCGUUGCGUGACGAGUGGAUCUCGUUGUCUAAUGAAAUUCAACGAAAGGGUCGCGCUGGUCGUGUCCAGGAAGGAACGUGCUACCAUCUUUACAGCCGCGCCCGAAGGCGCACAUUCUUGGAGAACGUACCUCCGGAGAUUUUGCGAGUAGCACUCGAUGAGGUCAUUCUGCAAGUGAAAAUCUUGCGCCUAGGUGAGGUGCGCGUCUUUAUGGACCGAUUGUUGGACAAACCAUCCGACACCGUGAUCGAAGAAUCAUUGAAGCUGCUGAACCGAUUGAACGCGAUUGAUGACGACCAGAAACUGACGCCUCUCGGGUAUCACCUGGCGCGACUACCAAUGGACCCUCGCACCGGGAAAAUGAUUCUACUGGCAAGCAUUUUCGGCUGCAUUGAUCCAAUCACCUCGAUCGCUGCGAGCCUUUCUUUUAAAAAUGCGUUCUACAAACCGCUGGGGAAGGAAAAGGAAGUCGAUCGUAUCCGACGCCGGUUUGCCGACGGUAUCGCUAGCGAUCACAUCAUGCUGGCGCGCGUGCUCGACGAAUGGCGCCGCCAGUCCAAUCGGGCUGGAUUCUGUCAUCGACAUUUUCUCAACAACGCCACACUUCAGCAGCUGAGCAACAUGAAGCGCCAGUUCUGUGAGUAUCUUCACGGAGCCCACUUCUUGCCGGCGGUAGAAUGCGAAGCGCCGGAAAACAACCAUCACACGGGAAGCAACGAGCUGUUGGCCGCGAUCGUCGGGGCAGGGCUGUAUCCGAACGUAGCCUUCGUGCGAAAGGUAAUUCGGUCACGCAACAGUCCGGAUGGGCGAGCGAUCCUGAAUAUCGAAGGACAAGGUCGUGCAGAAAUACACCCUGCAUCGGUCAACAGUAACCGGGGCAUUUUCCAUUCGAAUUUUGUCGUGUAUUACGAUAUGCAGAAGCUCUCCGCACUCACCAUCUUCGAUACGACCGUGGUGAACCCGUUUUCGCUGCUAUUCUUUGGCGACAAUCACGUGGAAACCGAAGACGACCACGAGCUGAUAUCGAUUGCGGGCCACUACUGCCUCAAGUGUGACAAAGAAACGUAUCGCUUGAUACAGGAUCUCCGCAAAGGAUUCAAUCUCUUUCUACAAAAGAAAAUUUGCGAACCAUCGCCAGUUGAUUGGGACGCGACGGAAGGUGACUUGUUACGAGCUAUCAUAAAGCUAAUAACCGUCGAGUGCAAGUACGACGAUCAUUUCGGGGAUGACGAUACACCAUUAGGAACGGAGAAGUCGCAUUAG
Molecule: messenger RNA, 3174 nt
Organism: Anopheles cruzii
Lineage: Eukaryota; Metazoa; Arthropoda; Insecta; Diptera; Culicidae
Gene: Rhau
Product: ATP-dependent DNA/RNA helicase DHX36
Exons: 5
Coding region: 1-3174 (1057 amino acids)
Cellular component (GO): nucleus; intracellular anatomical structure; cytoplasm
Molecular function (GO): ATP binding; G-quadruplex RNA binding; DNA helicase activity
Source: RefSeq, a predicted model, not a curated record